ACACAAGAUCAGAAUCCAAUCACUCAGCAGAAUCACAGUCUCAUUUAUUUCACUUUAUUAGGCAAAGCUCCCAUCAUAUGGCUUCUUUAGCACAUCCAAUGCUUCUCAAGCAGAAAAACUCACAGCUACCGUCAAUAAGAGCUACGAGAAUUCCAACCACUAUUUUCUUGCUACAAAUGUGCCAAAACUUCCGGGAAGUCAGACAACUACAUGCCCAAUUGGUAGUUUUAGGACUUAUUAAUCGCCCUCCGAAUGCUGGAAGGCUGAUUGAAUCCUAUGUCUCAACGAGUGAAAUCUACUAUGCUUCAUCAGUUUUUGACACAAUCUCUUAUCCGGAUGUGUUUGCAUACAAUAUGAUGAUCAGAGGCCUAACACUGGGUAAGUGCCCUUAUGAUUCAAUUGUACUCUUCAAUGAACUGUUAUUAGGUGGCCUAAAACCAGAUAACUACACCUUCACAUUUGUCCUUAAAGCAUGUUCAUAUAUAAAAGCCCUUUUUGAAGGGAAACAAGUGCAUUGCCAAGCAAUUAAGGCCGGUACAUCACCAGAUACACACAUUCAUAGUUCCCUAAUACACAUGUACGCAAAUUCAGGUAGCACGGAUUCUGCAGAACGCGUCCUACAACAAUUUUCUGAAGAAAAUGUACUUGUUAGGAACAGUAUGAUUUCGGGUUACUUGAGUCAGGGUCAUGUCCAAAAUGCUAGAGCAAUGUUUGAUGGUAUGAGAAUAAAAGAUACAGCAACUUGGAGUGCAAUGAUCACAGGGUACACAAAGAAUGGGAUGUAUGGAGAGGCACUAGCCACAUUCCAAGAAAUGAUGGCUUCCGAAGUUAAAUUGAAUGAAUCAACGCUUGUGAGCGCGCUCACUGCUUGCGCCCAAUUGGGAGCUUUGGAUCAAGGAAGGUGGAUACACACUUGUAUUGAUAAGAUUAAGGCUAAGAUUAGUGUUACUUUAGGUACCUCUCUUGUUGAUAUGUAUGCAAAAUGUGGCUGCAUGGAUUGCAGCUAUAAAGUCUUCAGGAAUAUGCCUCGGAAAGAUGUUGUGACAUGGGGGGCUAUUAUUUCAGGUUUUGCUUUGCAUGGACAAGCCGAGAAAUGUUUUGAGCUAUUUGAUGAGAUGGUUGCUAAUGGAACUUGUCCAAAUGAAGUGAUCUUUGUGGCAAUACUCUCUGCCUGUUCUCAUGCUGGCUAUGUCGAAUUGGGUGAUUACUAUUUCGAGAAAAUGGUUCAUGAUUUUGGAAUUAGGCCUACCGUUGAACACUAUGGUUGUAUGGUAGACCUCCUUGCUCGUGCAGGGCGGUUGGGAGAGGCAGAACAACUAAUCACAACAAUGCCAGAAGAGCCUAAUUCGAUUAUAUGGGGUUCAUUACUUGGUGGUUGUAGAAAUCACAGAGAUGUGAAGAGAGGGGAACGCGCAUUCAGGCAAUUGAUUGAGUUGGAGCCACUGUCUGGUGACCGGUAUAAGCUAGCAGGGCACAUGUUUAGUAAUGUGGGAGAGAAAGAAGAUGCAGACGAGAUAACAAAGUUCAUCAAGGAGAAAAAAUUGGAGACAACGCGAGGAUCAAGCUUCAUUGAAGUAGAUGGUAUAAUUCAUGAGUUUAUGGUAGGAGAUAUUGAUCAUAGCAGGGCUUAUGAAAUAUAUGGGAUGUUGGAGGGGACAUAUUAGUUCCCAAAUCAAUGGCUUGUGAAAUAUUUGCAUUGUGAAAUAGUUACAAAAGUUCAAAAAAGCAAUAGGAACAUUACAUGAAAUUAAUUCUA
This is a messenger RNA of Cornus florida, 1756 nucleotides long. RefSeq names its product putative pentatricopeptide repeat-containing protein At5g40405. Gene Ontology annotation, molecular function: protein binding; RNA binding. The coding region runs from base 78 to 1664 and encodes 528 amino acids. The record is from RefSeq and is a predicted model, not a curated record. Gene Ontology annotation, biological process: RNA modification. The transcript has a single exon. NCBI's taxonomy places the organism in Eukaryota, Viridiplantae, Streptophyta, Magnoliopsida, Cornales, Cornaceae.